Molecule: messenger RNA, 348 nt
Organism: Penicillium canescens
Lineage: Eukaryota; Fungi; Ascomycota; Eurotiomycetes; Eurotiales; Aspergillaceae
Exons: 3
Coding region: 1-348 (115 amino acids)
Source: RefSeq, a predicted model, not a curated record
AUGCAAGACUUAAAUUCACCGCCCGAUGCUGGAUCGGAAGGCGUGACCCUUCUCCUUUCUCCUCUGGAGAGAAAUACCCGAUCUGGCCAGAGAUCUUCGGUUGGAGAUGCGGGAGAGACUCUCGUAGAAUUCCUGGAUGCUUUAGCUGGGGCCUUCUUUACUUCUGGCUUCACUGCUGGCUUCACUGCUGGCUUCACUGCUGGCUUCGCUGGUGGCUUCGCUGGUGGCUUCACUGCUGGCUUCACUGCUGGCUUCACUGCUGGCCUCACUGCUGGCUUCGCUGGUCUCCGCAAACCACAGGAUGGGCGCAGUGCCUAUGAACGGGUCUGCACCGUUCUCGACGAGUAG